Cavia porcellus (domestic guinea pig) is the source of this 2028-nucleotide messenger RNA. Its product is annotated as SWI/SNF-related matrix-associated actin-dependent regulator of chromatin subfamily E member 1-related-like. The coding region runs from base 1 to 1431 and encodes 476 amino acids. Lineage: Eukaryota; Metazoa; Chordata; Mammalia; Rodentia; Caviidae. Gene Ontology annotation, biological process: regulation of gene expression. Gene Ontology annotation, cellular component: nucleus. The transcript is spliced from 12 exons. The record is from RefSeq and is a predicted model, not a curated record.
AUGGGCCAGCAGCUUGGGGGCGCGAGGGGUCCCGCUGCGACCGAGCAAUCCCAGGAGGGACUUUUAGGCUCCCAGGAGGGCCCGGCUACUCGCAAAUCCCGGAGCCCGGAGCCCGGAGCGCGGCCCGCACCCCGCCGGGCGCCUGCGACCCGGUCCGCAGCAGCGGGAGCCGGAGCCCCGGGACCACAGCUGGCUUCGGCUUCCCCGCAGGCGGGUCCCGCCCACAGUCCCCGGCGGAGCGGUGGCCGGCGGGCGGGCGCCAUGCAGAGGGACGGCGGCCAGGCUGCGGAGCCCCUCUUCCUGCCUCCUGGCAGUGCAGGUGACCUGUUCCGAGGGAGCUCUGUGAUCUGGACCCACAGCCGUAACCUGGCCUCUCUGCCCGUGCAGCCAGACACGAUGGCCGACCCAGGAGACACAAAGGAGCAGGACACAGAGGAGCCCAAGAAACGGAAAGGAGGGUGGCCAAAAGGCAAGAAGAGGAAGCCCUCCAGGGACCUGUCUGUGCCCCGAGCACCCACGACAGGGUACGUGAUUUUCCUAAAUGAGCAGAGAAGCCAGCUGCAGGCCGAACACCCUGACCUGCCUUUCACGGAAAUAACGAAACUGCUGGCCACCCAGUGGGCACAGCUGCCUCAGGAGAGGAAGCAAAGGUACAUUUACCAAGCUGAUGAGGAUAAACAGCGCUACAUCCGCGAGCUGCAGGCCUACCAGAGCUCCGAGGCCUACCGGGCCUUCCUGCGGAGGCGGGCGGCCCACGAGGCUCUUUGCGGGACCCCAGGAGACGCAGUAGAGAGCGAGCAGCUGGACUUCUCAGCCAUCGACGGCACGGGAGACGGGGACCUGCACUGCCGCACCUGCCACCAGUGCUUCAGCUCCCGGCACAACAAGAGGGAGCACCUGCUCGGCCGGCAGCACCUGCACAACCUCACAGGGGAAUUCGAGAAGGACUCGGCCGAGUACCUGAGACACCUGGAACCUCCAGAGGAAGAGGAAAGCCAGGAUUUGCACCCAGCUGAGUCAGAGGAGGAAGCCGAGGGUGCCAGUGUGCUUGGGCUUGGGGCUCUGGCUCCAGGGAAGAGCUUUGCCUCCCUCGACCUGCGCUUCUGGCAAGAAUUUAUCUGGAAACUGCUGAACAUGAAGGAAUUCGAGCUGGGGGAGCUGCGCAGCACCCUGGAAAGAGCCCAGGCGGAGCAGGAGGCCCUUCAGAGGCAGCUGGCAGAGUUUCAGAGCCAGCAGCAGAGACUGGAGGUGGAGCUGGCCGGGCUGCGGACGUGCGGGCUGGUGCUGCAGAAGGAGCUGGAGAACCUUAACUUGCUGCUGCUGCUGUCCUGCUUCGGCCUGCAGGCGGCGGAUACAGUGGUGACCCUGGGCACUCUGGGGACAGGUGGGAUGCCAGGAGGGGCUGGCUGUCACCCAGGUGUGCUUUUGUGAGUGUCCUUCUGGUGCUGGAGCCGGACUGGGCCUGUGCAAUGUGGAAGAAGCGGCCCUCUGGACGCCUUCAGUGAUGUCCAACAAGCACCCUGGCUCCCGUUCCUUCUCGACUCCAAUCACUUACUUCCUGUGCCCUCGAGGCCCCACCCGCUUCAGUUCGUGCAUCUCUGAGCAACUCCCACCUGCAUGCCCUGGACUGGGCCUUGUGAGCUCACAGAGCUCAAAGGGGUGGCACCCGGGUCACUCAGGGGUGCAGGGUGACACUCUCCUGCCACCUUCGCUUUGGGCCCGAGGGGUGUGGGGAGGGCUCAUCCUUCCAAACGCAGUCACAGCAGGGCUCUGAGCUCUGUCCCAGCUGCAGAGCAUGACAGCUUUGCACCACUGGGGACAGGAGCAGGGACUAAUGAGCAGGGUCCUUUGUGCAUGGUCCUGUGCUGUUUUGCUCCCCUCCUGACUCUGCAGCAUGAAGCCCAGUCCCAGGGCAGCACCCAUGGGACCCCAGGAUGUGCCCCAGGCACCCCGGUGGGAGAGGGCAGAAGGUCUCAGGGCCUCAGAGGGACAGUCAGGCAGAGAGGAAUAAACUAUAUGUGAGCAGCA